UGCCUUUCUCCUCCCUCAGCAGUCAGUCCGGGUACAUGGCGACUGCGGCAAAGAUCAGGAGACAAGACGUAGAACAGACUGGGAGGAAGAGCGAAGCCUCCUUUGUUUUACGCUUGUGUUUCCAUCACUCCAUAUUAUGAACCUGCCCAGACCAGUUUUCAGAAUAUAAAAUGGAUAGCAGCUUCGAUUGUGAUUGUGGUGAGCUGGAGCCACCUGAUCAUUAACAACGUUCUUCUAUAAUAUAAGUUCUGUCACAGUUUCCUCUUCGAAUGCACUGCACCUAAAAGUAAAACAAAAUCAGAAUAAAAUAAUUUAUGGUGCUUACCAGCUCCAUAUGUCGCUGCUCAGGACAAGUUUAACACUGAAUGUAUCUGCACUGUGAGGAGGAUGUUGAUAAAAGCCCAUUUUGGCAUAUUUAUUCACAUUUUUGUUAAAUGUUAAUCUGUUUUGCACACUAGAGCCGAGUGCAUAGUAUGUCAUUUCAUUCCGUUUCCGUUCCUGUGAGUGUUUUCUUUAAGGUCUUCUGGAAUGCUGCAUCUCUUAAGAAUACUGUAAUUUUUCUAGUCAAUAUUCCUGAGUGUAGGGUCCUUGCUUGUGAGAGACACCAGGCUUGGCAGGCUGGUAUGCAAUCAAAAUAAAAGGAGUCAAUUCUAAGUAAGAGCAUUUUUUUAUUAUUAUUUAGUCACCAGCAGUGGUUGCUCAAAUAUUUGGUAUAGGCUAAAAGGUUGAGAUAAAGAAAGUAGUAACCAACAAAAUGGCAGAAAAGUUUGAAAGUCUCAUGAACAUUCACGGCUUUGAUUUGGGAUCUCGCUAUAUGGACCUUAAACCCCUUGGCUAUGGUGGUAACGGGUUAGUUUUUUCUGCCGUUGACAACGACUGUGAUAAGCGAGUUGCCGUGAAGAAAAUUGUUUUGACAGAUCCCCAGAGUGUUAAACAUGCCCUGCGUGAAAUCAAAAUUAUCCGAAGACUUGACCACGACAACAUUGUGAAAGUAUUUGAAAUUCUUGGCCCUAAUGGAUGUCAGUUAACGGAUGAGGUGACCUCCCUAACUGAGCUAAACUGUGUUUACAUAGUACAGGAAUACAUGGAGACUGAUCUCUCGAAAUUGCUUGAGCAAGGCCCAUUACGUGAAGAACAUGCUCGGCUUUUCAUGUACCAGCUGUUACGUGGUCUCAAAUAUAUUCAUUCAGCUAAUGUGCUACACAGAGAUCUCAAACCAGCAAACCUAUUUAUAAAUACCGAAGAUUUGGUGGUAAAGAUUGGAGACUUUGGUCUUGCUCGUAUCAUGGAUCCUCAUUAUUCUCAUAAGGGUCAUCUAUCUGAAGGACUUGUUACCAAAUGGUACAGAUCUCCACGUCUUUUACUUUCCCCCAACAAUUACACAAAAGCAAUUGACAUGUGGGCGGCAGGGUGCAUUUUUGCCGAGAUGCUGACUGGAAAAACACUGUUUGCAGGUGCACAUGAGCUUGAACAGAUGCAGCUUAUUUUAGAAUCAAUACCUGUUGUUCAUGAAGAAGACCGUCAGGAACUUCUCAGUGUAAUCCCAGUUUACAUCAAAAAUGACAUGUCGGAGCCACAUAAGCCUUUAACACAAUUACUUCCUGGCAUUAGUUCUGAAGCUCUGGAUUUCUUAGAACAAAUUCUGACGUUUAGCCCUAUGGACAGGCUAACUGCAGAAGAAGCCCUAUCCCACCCAUAUAUGAGUAUCUAUUCUUAUCCCAUGGAUGAGCCAAUUUCCAACCAUCCGUUUCAUAUUGAAGAUGAGGUAGACGAUAUAUUAUUGAUGGAUGACAGUCAUAGCCACAUUUAUAACUGGGAAAGGUAUCACGAAAGUCAAUUAUCAGAUCAUGAUUUGCCUAUCCAUAAUAAUUUUGAAUCUGAUGAGGUCCAGCGAGAUCCAAGGGCUUUGUCUGAUGGUAGUGAUGAGGAAGAAGUACUAGUUGAUCCACGCAAAUAUCUGGAUGGAGACAGAGAGAAGUAUAUGGAAGAUCCUGCAUUUGACCCUCACUUUUCUACAGAGCCUUGCUGGCAAUAUCCAGACCACCAUGAAAACAAAUAUUGUGAUCUGGAAUGUAGUCACACUUGUAACUAUAAAAUGCGAUCAACAUCUUACCUAGAUAACUUAGUUUGGAGGGAGAGUGAAGUUAACCAUUAUUAUGAGCCAAAACUUAUCAUAAAUCUUUCUAACUGGAAGGAGCAAAGCAAGGAUAAAGUAGAUAAAAAGGGCAAGUCUAAAUGUGAAAGAAAUGGCUUAGUGAAAGCUCAGAUAGCUCUAGCAGAAGCGUCUCAACAGCUGGUUGAGAAAGAAAGGGAAAAGCACCAAGGAUUUGACUUUGAUUCAUUUAUAGCAGGUACCAUUCAGCUUAGUUUGCAACAUGAGUCAAAUAAUGUUGACAAACUUAAUGACUUGAAUAGCUCUGUGUCACAACUUGAAUUGAAAUCUUUAAUCUCAAAGUCUGUAAGCCUAGAAAAACAGGAGAAAGGAAUGGCCAACUUAGCACAAUUAGGUGUCCGAAACCAAAGUUCUUGGGACAGUCAACUUGUAAGUGGGGACGACUGCUUCCUAAUAGAUCAGUUUUGUUGUGAAGUAAGGAAAGAUGAUCAUGUUGAGAAGGAAAACACUUACACAAGUUACCUAGAUAAUUUUUUUAGCAGGAAAGUAGAGUCAGAUGUGUUAGAAACUGAGCCAUUAGAUGAUGGAAAGGUUAUUGGUAAAGAACAGGAAGGCCUAUUGAAUUUUAAUGGUGACAUAAUGCUUAAUAAGCAAUUGGAUUGCAUAGAUAUUCCUCAGUUUCACAAUCCUGUUGACUCACCACUUAAAGCAAUUCAACCCUUACUGGCACCCGCUACAAUUAAAUCUCCUCAAGUUCCACAUAAAACCUACAGCAGCAUUCUUAAACAUCUGAAUUAAAACGCUCACCAUUUCUUCAUUUUUUUAAAAUUUUUAUUAUUUCAUCGUGUUUAUUUUUUUAACUUGAAUUGUAAUUUUAGUAUUUAAUUCAGUUUUCAUUUUUAGUUUUGUUUACCAUUGUUUUUACAAUCUUGAAUUAAUUUCUACACAUUAAUUUUAAACUGGCAUGGCAUUUGCACAUAAUAAAUUAAAAAAAAAAGUAAAUAAAAGUAUAUCUACAACAAAAUAAUGCAGUGCAGGUGGAGACAGGUAAUGCACUAAAUGAAGUAUAAUAGAGCCAUUUUGUUCAGCAUAUUAUCUUGCCUUGAUAUUAACACAGUGAGUCACCUUCACAUAAUUGCAUUGAAUUGUCAGUUUCCUUUUCCUUCUAAUAUACCCAUUUGUGAACAUGUUUCAUAAUAUUUUUUUUUUCUCAUAUCCAUUUCUUAAAACACAUGAUACCAGCAGCAACUGAAGAAUGCAUUUGCUGGUACGCAUGUGUUAUCUACCUCAAGGUAACGACAGUAUGUGGCCAACCAUUAGCCACUUCUAGUGCAAUUCAUCAUGCACCUGUUACGCCAGCAUUAUUGUAGUAGCUUUUCCUAAAUGAGUGAAAAUGCAAAAAUAUAUUUGUAAAUGUUCUGGAAUGCAUCUUAUGUAGUGAAGUGUUAAUAUGCAGUAUUUUAUUUAUUAUCAUUUAGAAAUGUCUUUAUAAAAGUCUAUCAAUGUUUCUGAAAUGCAUUUACAACUGUUUAGAUCUAUAGUUACUAUUUGUCUUUUAUUUAACAUCUGCAUAUUACUAGGCUUACUGCCUAGACUUCGCUCUGCUCGCCCCCAUGUCUUCAUUUCAAGGAAAAUGUUCACUGUGUAUAGGAAUUUGCAAUUUCAAAGUGCUUGACCGAACUCUAUGGAAAAAAAUAGGAACAGCUUUAUUUUAAUGUCUAAACUUUUUUAUUUUAUUUUAAUUUUAUAAAGCUAAAAUAGAGUGCAUGGGAGUAAUAGUGGUACAAAAAUACUGUAAGUUAAGAUUUGUCUUUCUUUUAGCUUUUGCUGUAUGUUUUUACUGAAUCAUUUUUGUUUCAAGCUUGCAUGAAAAAAAUAUAGCAUGUAGUAUUCUGAAUUCUCUGGAAACUUGAUUUGCCUUUGAAUUUUGCAUACUAUUUAUGUACAAUUGGUUCCCAUAUUUAAGAAACAAAAUAAACCUGGCCAGCAAGAUUUGGAUUGUCUUAGUAUUUCGGAAAUUUGUAUUAAUCAUUUAGAAACUGUAAAACAAUUACACUUUUUAGGAGCUUUCUCAUUAUUCUAACACUGUGGUUUGACAUUUUCCAUGUUAAAGGCACAUUUUAGGGAAUAAUAUAAAGCUGUGCUAGACCAUUUUUUUUAUUAAAUGAAUACUUGUGAACUGUUUAACAUCUGUAAAUGGGUUAAACAGUUAAAUGUCUUGUUUAGUGUCUUCUAGCUUUGAAGUAAAUGGUAUGUGCCAUCCAUAGGGUCUAAUCCAGUGUUCCCUUUUUUUUAAGUUUGAACCCAACCCAAAUUGCGUUAGCGUUCCAUAACACAUGUAUCUUAUGUUUUCAUUGCAUUUGUUCUUCUAAAACACCCCUAUACAUUGCAUAGAGAGAGGUUGAUACUGGUACAUCAACCAAUGUGAAAAUUCCCUUCUGCCAGCUUUUCAUAAGAUUUGUGGACAUUUUUACCUUCUACACUUUGGACCUAAAGAAAAACAGUUUUGAAAGAAUAAAAUGAACCACUCCAAUUUGAAA
Molecule: messenger RNA, 4653 nt
Organism: Bombina bombina (fire-bellied toad)
Lineage: Eukaryota; Metazoa; Chordata; Amphibia; Anura; Bombinatoridae
Gene: MAPK6
Product: mitogen-activated protein kinase 6
Exons: 6
Coding region: 755-2911 (718 amino acids)
Biological process (GO): intracellular signal transduction; cell surface receptor signaling pathway; protein phosphorylation
Cellular component (GO): cytoplasm; nucleus
Molecular function (GO): ATP binding; MAP kinase activity
Source: RefSeq, a predicted model, not a curated record